UUCAGGUCAGUAGUUUGUGUUGUUUGUUUCGCUGUGUGUUCGCUGGUGCUKUUUUCGCUCUCUUUUUGCCUUUAUUUAUCACGCUGGCCUUCGUACUCACGGUUAUUUAGCUGCAAGCAAAGCAUGUCGCAGGAUUCAGUGAAUUCUCUGGAGCUGAUGUCUCAGGAGACAUAUGACGUCUUACAAUCGCUGCUCGACAAUGACAAACCAACAGAGUAUGCCUCUAGGUUUCGCAUGCAGCCAUAUGGUGUACACCUAACAGAUGAUAACAAUCAAGACAAUGUACAGAUAAAUAUCGAAAGGUUGUUUUCAUUUCCAAGAGUAUCAAGUAUAAAAUCUGAGAUUGAUUUUGGUGACAGUCCUCCUGAUUUUAGUAACAUGGUACCCAAUGAAUCACCACAAAAAGCAGUUGAAAACCAGCACCAACAGUUGAGACCAAUGCCCACCGCUGAAGUCACUCAAGAAGCUAUGUCAUCCCAUCACUGCAUUGUACCACCAAAUACAGAUUUUCCAGGUCCUUAUAAUUUCCACAUUGGCUUCCAGGAAGAGAAGGGACAGCCAGUCAAAUCAGCUCCAUGGACUUAUUCAACACAACUCGAAAAGCUCUUUGUGAAAAUGAGAAGCCUGGUUCCCAUAAGAUUCAUUUUUAGUGGUCGUCCACCUCCUGGUUCAUAUAUAAAGUGUGUUGUAGUUUACAAACAACCAGAGUUCUUCAAAGACGUUGUAGAGAGAUGUAUGAAUCACAUGACAAAAUUCAAUGAYGGGCACUGUGCGCCUAAGCAUCUCUUGAGGUGUGAAUGCAAUAAUGCUAAGUAYGAAACUUGUCCGUACACUGGACGACACAYRGUCACUAUACCAGUCAGAGAUUUUGAAGCUGGUAGUUUCUACUUCACUGAGAUGAUUCAAUAUAUGUGCUUUAACUCAUGUCCUGGUGGACUCAACAGAAGACUUAUUAACACAAUUUUCAGCCUUGAAAACAAUGGCCAAGUUCUUGGAAGAAAAGUCCUAGAUUCCAGGAUCUGUGCRUGUCCAGGAAGGGACAGAGGGAAUGAAGAAACUGGCGAAAAUAAAAAAAUCUCAAAGUCUUCAACUAGUGCACCACAGCCACAGCCACAGCCUCAGCCACAACCUCAAUCUGAAGUUGUGUCAUCUUGUCAAGAAACUCCACCACCGACACCUGUUGAAGAUCAUGCUACGCAAGCAUGCACCAGCUCUGAGGCUGAGCCAUUAAUAGAGGUCCCUCGUCCACCAUUGAAAAGAAGUGGAACUAAAAUAGCUGAAGGCUUUCAAUUGCACACAUUGUCGGCUUCUAAAAGAAUAAAGAGAGAAGAAGAGGAAGAGUUUACAAUAUCAGUUCGUGGAAGAGAGAAAUAUGAACUGCUGCUCAAGAUCAAAGAAGGGUUAGACAUGAUGGAUAUUGUUCCGCAGUCUUUCCUGGAUUCAUACAGAGCUGGCUGUCCACCUUGUGGACCAAACUGGUUCAUUGAAGAACAGAAUGCGAAUAAGGAAUCUUCAUCCAAUAAUAAUCAAAAUGCAGACUCAGAUGGUACACCACCAUCGACAUUCCCACUAUCACAGCUUUCCCGUACUUCUUCAAACAUUUCAAGCCGAAGCAACCCUGACACUGAGUACUCAACAGUGAGGUUUACUCUUAAACGAACUGUCUCCUUGGAACGGAARGGAUUGAAAUAAAGAGGAGGAAAAGAGGAGGAAAUAGUGAGAAAGGGRAUAAAGAACCAAUCCAAUCAAGGAUCACCAUCUUUUUUUCACAAAAAAACUGGCAGUUGGYGUCAAAGCACUUUAAGCCGYGGCUACAUGAGCAAUUUUUCACUUGCGCAGGYGAYRCGAUUUUCU
This is a messenger RNA of Exaiptasia diaphana, 1854 nucleotides long. Its product is annotated as cellular tumor antigen p53. Lineage: Eukaryota; Metazoa; Cnidaria; Anthozoa; Actiniaria; Aiptasiidae. Gene Ontology annotation, biological process: regulation of transcription by RNA polymerase II; apoptotic process; protein tetramerization. Gene Ontology annotation, cellular component: nucleus. Gene Ontology annotation, molecular function: DNA-binding transcription factor activity, RNA polymerase II-specific; RNA polymerase II cis-regulatory region sequence-specific DNA binding. The transcript is spliced from 14 exons. The coding region runs from base 124 to 1692 and encodes 522 amino acids. The record is from RefSeq and is a predicted model, not a curated record.